Molecule: messenger RNA, 2369 nt
Organism: Aphidius gifuensis
Lineage: Eukaryota; Metazoa; Arthropoda; Insecta; Hymenoptera; Braconidae
Gene: wg
Product: protein Wnt-1
Exons: 4
Coding region: 716-1900 (394 amino acids)
Biological process (GO): cell fate commitment; neuron differentiation; multicellular organism development
Cellular component (GO): extracellular region
Molecular function (GO): frizzled binding; cytokine activity
Source: RefSeq, a predicted model, not a curated record
AUUUAAAAGUAUAUUUUUUUUUUUUGAAUUUUUAUCUUGCCGUAUUUGAGGUAAAAAAAAAAAAAGGGAUAACGUCUUUUUGGUAAUUAAAAGUUUAGGUUAUGCCCUGGUGCAACAGGGGGUUUGGCAGGUAAAAAAAAAAAAUUGUACUUUCUCCUACCACAAAAUCAGCCACUAAACGUCCGGGUUUAGGUCCUGCCCUUGACCAGGGCGGACAACAGCCUCGGGCAUAACGUUGAAUAUAUAUAUUUUUUUUUUUACCAACGGAGGGGGUGAUUUUCGACAAGGGGAAGUAAACUGACCAAAGGUAGUCACAUCGUUUGUCAGUCUUGCGGAAGUAUCGGAACCCCGAGGGCAAACUACUGUGAAGACAAAUAUAUAAGUUUGUUUUUCAAUAUUUUAAAACUCAAAAAGCUAACUAAAAGUAAAACACGUGAUAUUUUUUUUUUUAAUAAUUAAAAAAGUUUUUUAAAAAUAUUUCAUCAGUGAUUAGUUAAAUUUAAUUAACAAUUAAAUAAUUUUGUUUAUUUUAAAUUAAUUAAAUUAUAUCUCAAGUGUUUUUAAUGGAUAGUUAUGAUUUUAUUGUCUGACGUAUCACAAAAGUGUUAGGUGAACAUAAAAAAAAAGUUUUAUUUAAAAAAAAAAAAAUACAAGUUAUAUUUUUUAUCGAAAAAUAAUUAUAAUUUUUUUUUUUUGGUUUGAUAAUUAAUAAACAAUGAAUUUGUGGAUAAUUAUUGCUAUGCUUGUGGUUGCAGUGCCAUCGGUACUGCCCACUGACCCCAGCAAGAAUAAAAAUAAAGGUCGUGGAUCUAUGUGGUGGGGUAUUGCUAAAACUGAUGGAACACCAGAACAAACAUCAACACAAUUAGAUCCAGCAAUAUUUAGUACAUUGAGACAAAAACAACGUAGAUUAGUACGUGAAAAUCCAGGUGUACUUGGUGCAAUAUCACGUGGUGCUAAUCAUGCAAUAGCUGAAUGUCAACAUCAAUUUCGUAAUCGUCGAUGGAAUUGUUCAACAAGAAAUAUUUUACGUGGAAAAAAUUUAUUUGGAAAAAUUGUCGAUCGUGGUUGCCGAGAGACCGCAUUCAUCUAUGCUAUCACGAGUGCUGCUGUGACACAUAGCAUUGCAAGAGCAUGCAGUGAAGGAAGCAUACAAUCUUGUUCAUGUGAUUAUAGCUAUGAAAAUAAAGGAGGAAAAAUGCAUGAAUGGGAAUGGGGUGGAUGUUCUGAUAAUAUUGACUAUGGUUUUAAAUUUUCACGAGAAUUUGUUGAUACCGGUGAAAGAGGUCGAAAUAUACGUGAAAAAAUGAACAUACACAACAAUGAAGCCGGAAGAAACCAUGUUGCAGCUGAAAUGCAUCAAGAAUGUAAAUGUCAUGGUAUGUCUGGUUCAUGUACAGUAAAAACUUGUUGGAUGCGUUUACCAGUAUUUCGUACAGUUGGUGAUAAUCUUAAGGAUCGUUUUGAUGGUGCAUCACGUGUUUUAAUAAAUUCUGAUAAAAAUCGUGAUACAUCAAAUGCAAUAAUGAGUAAUUCAGCAAGUAGUAGUAAUUCAGUACAUGGUCCACGUCAAGGUGUUGGUCGUCGUCAACGUUAUGGUUAUCAAUUAAAACCAUUUAAUUCAGAACAUAAACCACCUGGUGUUAAAGAUCUUGUAUAUAUUGAAUCAUCACCACCAUUUUGUGAAAGAAAUCCAAAACUUGGUGUACUUGGUACACGUGGUAGACAAUGUAAUGAUACUAGUAUUGGUGUUGAUGGUUGUGAUUUAAUGUGUUGUGGUAGAGGUUAUAGAACAGAACAUGUUACUUCUGUUGAAAGAUGUAAUUGUACAUUUCAAUGGUGUUGCGAGGUAAGGUGUGCAACAUGCAAAACAACAAAAAUAAUUCAUACGUGUUUGUAAUAUAUUUAUGAGUGUAUAUUAAUUAUUAUUUUAUAUCUAAUAUUAUUAUUAAUUAUUAAUAAUAAUACUAUUAUUAUUAUUGUUUUAAUUGACGCAUGCUUAAGUUUGUCCUUCCUGGCGAAGACAACAAUUGAUUGUUCAAUUAUGUCUGCAGCGUUGCUUGGGGGAAUAUGUUGGCCCCCAGUUUGUCCAGUAUUAUGCAAGGAUUUUAAAAAAAAAAAUAUUAUUUAUUGAUUACGUUCAUAUGAAUGUUAGUUAAAGACUGAACACUUAUAUGGAUUAAUAGAUUUAGGAAUGGGGCUAGGGACAAAUGGUGAUGAUUAUUGUUCGUUUUUUUUUUUUUUUUUUUUUUGAAAAUAAAAAUUAUUUUUCGUUCUUUUUUUCAACAUUUAAAUUUCAUAAAUGAUAAUAAUAAAAUGGACAGUGUACAUACAGAGCAAGUCUCAAAUCAAUAUAUAUUUAAACCUCA